CAGACAGUGAGCGACCCUGCGAGCUUCACCUUCCAUUUGAAACGCUUCGUGGGAGCUGCAGGUUGACCGCCAAGCUGCAAGGCAAGGGAUUCUGAUUGACGCACCCCUCGAUCUUUCCUCUGCGUGCCUGACGAUUAAUCUAUCCCUGACGGGGGUAUGCACUGGACCGCUAGAGUACUACUGAGCUCAGUGCUCCCUAACGGGGUGAAGGACUGUUAAUUCCAGCGAUCCGUCCAACACAUUCAUUUUUUUUAUUCUUCUUUAUUCUUGUGCAUUAUAGCAAUACUUUUUACUCGUGGCCGUUGAAUAUUAGAACCGAUCACGAGAAUUUACCAUGUUCAGCGUCUCAGCGAAGCGCCAGAGGGAGGACGACGCAUUCGGUGUUGAUGUCUUCUCAGUGCGUGAGAGGAAGAAACCUAGACCGCUGCCUUUACAGACGUCUUCGGCUGCAGACGAUCACACCCUCGCACGGCUCUUUUCAGCCACUCUCACACCAGAAGAUUCGUCCGAGGACGAGGAGGAUGACGGCUCGACCGGUGCUCUAUGGAGCUCAAGACAGCCUCAGCAGGCGUCGAGACCCCCCGUACUGGUGUUAGAUACGCCUAUGGACCUGGAUAGUGGAAGACCUACAUCUUUACCUCUGGCCAGUGGUGACAACCUGUCUCCGUGGCCCCCCGGGGUACGGGAUCAUGGGGUCGUUCAGCCGUCGCCGAUUCCCCACCACCUGAUCGACCAGUCUCUCAAUCUCAGCGGCGGACACGUUGCCACUCCGAUCUACGGCCACUUCAACGAGGGGACUUUGAACGCGCCGUCCGAUGUGAUGAUGGAUGACGACAGCCCCACGGUGACAAGCUCAAACGUGGAGCAUGGGAAAGAGACGGCCUGGUGGCGUCGCAGACGUCUCCCCAGUCCCAUUAGCGAAGACGAAGGUUCCGGAGACUGUCUUCAGGAAACCCAGUUCUUGCGUGGUCAAACCUGUCCUGCAUCACCUCCGAUGAAAUCGUUCGACGGACUUUUGGAAGAGCAAGACGAGCCAGUCAUGAUGAUGGAAGCUACGCAAGACCUAGAACCGAAUACCACCAAACCGCCCCAGGCACCGCCGGUCAAAAAGGGUAGAAUCUCGAUCUCGAUGGGGUAUCGUGCCGACUGCGAGAAAUGUAGACGCAAGAUCCCGGGUCACUACAGCCAUAUCAUCCGUUCAUAGACUCCUCGUCGUCUGGUUCACCUUCAUUUUUACCUCAUUUGGGUUGCUUGCGAUGGAUGCCGGCGUUAAAAUCGACUUUUAUGAUUCCUUAUGAUUACCUAUGACUCCCUCUUCAUGUGAAAUCCCCAUUGCUCAGAGACGCUUCUUUUUUUCCGUUGAGGUGUUUUUUUUUUCUUUUUUCUUUUCUUUUCUUUUCUUUUUUUUUUCAUUUCUUCACGAAAAGAGAGAGCUGCUCUCUAAAUUAUUAUUGUACUCUAGGAAAC
Penicilliopsis zonata CBS 506.65 is the source of this 1467-nucleotide messenger RNA. RefSeq lists its product as hypothetical. Lineage: Eukaryota; Fungi; Ascomycota; Eurotiomycetes; Eurotiales; Aspergillaceae. The record is from RefSeq and is a predicted model, not a curated record. The transcript is spliced from 2 exons. The coding region runs from base 335 to 1204 and encodes 289 amino acids.